GCACAAGACAGUGAUCAGCACAGUGCCGGGGACACCCACUGGCAACCACCACCUUAUUUCCUUCUUCCUUGCAGCUCCUGUCUGACACUCUGACUCACUCUGAUGAGUCUUCACCCGUGAGAUGAUAUCAGGUAUCAAGAUGUCACAUUAAGUGCUGCAGCUACUGUGGCUACUACCGUCUUCUCACCAGGUUCACUGAAUUGACAAGGCUAACAAAUGCUGUACCUUACAAUAACAUGUUGGCAAUGUCCCUGCCAGCUAACAUCAGUCAUGGUAAAAAUUCAGCCACGAUGACGCUAGAGAGCCGAGCCCCUCCACUCCUUGCUAGACGAGACAGUCUGAGUGGUAGGACAAUGCGCAACGGAAAGAAUAUUGACGUUGGAGGCGUUAAGCCCCUCGUCACUAGAACAGAGAUACACUGUGGACGCCCUGGCAACUUGCGAACAAAUGCUGGGAAACCCACUUACAAGUCACAGGAAGAACAGUAUCAGGAGAUUCAAGAGCUGCGACGCAGCCUUGGCGAGCUGCGCGAAGAGAAUUCUAGUUUGAAGACCCGCAGCAGACGCCUUGAGGAAGAUUUGAUACGCCGUGAUCGUCAGAUAGACCAGCUAAUGGAUCCAGCUAAGAACGAUGAGGCUCGGAGAAAGCUAACUGACAAGGGAGCCUCUCUCGUGUCAAGCUUGAAAUUGAGAGUGUCACGCCUGGAGGCUACCUUGAAGGAAAAGGAAGCUGAGCUAGCAAAGCUUCAGGCCUCAACCAAGGCUACAGCUCUAAAUGAAAUGAAAAUUGAAGCAGAAACCUAUUAUCAAGAGGUUGUAAGAUUAAGAAAUCAGUUAAAUAUAGUUCAGCAGCAGCAGCAGUAUCAGAAACCAUCACAGCAGUCAUCUCCGCACCACCAAAGCCCUCAUCAACAUCAGCAGCCUCCACCACCACCACCUCAGCAAGAUACCCAGGUCUUGAGUACUACCCAUUGGUCCAACAUGCGAGGUGGACAUGACAGUAGGGAAGGGAUGCGGUGCCGCAGAGAUGGCGGCGAUGGUCAGGAGUCUCCGACCACCAAUUUGCGACAUGCCCUUGCCCAGCUCGAGGAGGAGAAUGCUCGACUGGGUCACCAGGUCUCAUCACUCGCUAUAGAAAAGGACAAGCUUGAAGCAGACCUAGAAAGAGUUCUAGGUGUCUCGGAUGAAGCUAAAAAUAACUAUGAGGGUGUGAGCCGAGCUGAAUUGAUUAGAGAGGUUGAACGAAGUCAUGAAGAAGUAAACCGCUGGGAGGCUCAACAUACACAGCUGACAGAAGCUUUAGCAAGAAGGAAUGACCAUGCUGGAGAUGCCUCAUCACUUUUCCAGGCUCAUUUGGCUGAGAUGCAAGGACGAGAGGUGGAAUGGGAUAGAGAACGUUCCAGUUUGCGGGAGUUAAUCAACACACUUAAGGAUGACCGCAUGUUCUACAUGGAGACAGCUCAAAAAAAAGACUCUGAGUUGGACAGUUUGCGGACAGAGAUUCAGACAUUGCAGCAGGAAAUCUUGGCUCUCCACGAGACUCAACGGAAGCAGAAGGAAAGAGUACCUGGUACACUGUCACAACGAUCCUAUCGAGGCUCUGGUAAACAAGUGCUAUCAAGUGGUUCCCGUUCAGGUUCAAGCAGCGAUGCCAACACCCCUACACGUCGUACUCGUCCAUCUAGCGCGCCUCCAGCUCCUGGCACUCGACCACAACGUUCUCCUAAAUCAUCUAGUGAGCCACGUGAGAUUCCCACACCUAGUAAAAUAAAAAAGUCCACUGUUCAACAGGUCCCAAAAAAGACACCACCACCUAAAUCACCAUCCAAGACUUCCUCUUCACCUUCUAAAAGUUCAGCUAGCAAUAUACCAAGUUCAGUACAUUCAACAAGACCAGGUAAUAGCAAUAGGAAACCAGCAACUUCAUCAUCAACUUCCACUCCCAAAGCUAGUCCAUAUGGAUCUCCAAGACACGGCUCCACGGGUCGAGUGUCAUCUUCAGUCUCGUCAAAAACUCCAACACCUACAGGCUCACCCCGCAAAAAUGCAAGUUCCAUGUCUCCUCUUCAUAAGCCUUUUGGAGCAUCUCCCCAGCACAGGUUAACUGGCUCUGUAUCUCCACAACCUAGACAUGCUGGUCUGAGCUCUCCUGCCAAAUCAUCCACAUCUCGGUCUUCCUCUAGGACUUCCACUCCGUCUUCAUCAAAAUCUUCCCCACUUAAAGUAAAUGCUACCAGCAAAUCCCCUUCUAAAGUUCCUCAACCUAAAAUUGGUUCCAGUCCCAGCAAGAGUGGAAAGAGACAAGAAAGUUCCAGCCCAUCCAGGUCUCCUCGCAAACAGGAUAUCAUUAAAGAGUCUUCAGCUGAGGAAGAUGAGAGAGUUCUGGCAGAGAUUCUGUUUCACCAAGAAACAGGCAAUAGCGGUGAGCCAUCCAGUGCUUCUUCCAUAGCCCGACAGAGAACUAUGACAAUUAGUGUUAAUGAGGAUGUGUCCCCUGCAAAUAAUAAGGCUGAUAGCGUGGAAGUUGAGCGUGCAAGUAGUAGCAAGUCACUGAUAAGGCAAGACACUGUUACUCUUAGUAAAACAGAUGAUGAGAACACCUCAGCACAGUGCAGCAAGAGGGAUCUCCGACAAGACACAAUUGUUAGUGGCGAGGAGGAAAUUUCAUGGCAAGAAAAGAAUGGUAGUGAUAGCAUGAAGAAAUCGGCAGACAUGUCAAACUCUGGUGCUUCUCAAGAUAGUGAGAUUAUAGAGAGCUUGGAGUUGUUACAGUCACUAUUGUCGUCACAUCUCAGCCGUCAGCGGGAGGUUAACGAGUUGUUGAACUGUGAACCAUUGUUAGUUGGCAAAGGACAGGGUGACACUGACUCUCAAGAAACACCGAGAGGUAGGGGAAGAAGCACACGUGAAGCACCUGACGGAGAAGAGUCAGCAAGGGCAAGCUGUAAACAUUCUCAAAGCCUGGUGCGUCAAGGGACCUUCAAUAUAUAUGAUCAAGAGCCGGCUGUGGCAACCAUUCAUGCUACUUUGGAUGCUCAUCUGACCAGGUAACACCCACCUCUGCCACACAUCUCUAAUCAUCAAAGCAGCAAGACAUCACUGGUGAGUAUUGUUAACUUGAUCGUAUUUUGCCCAAUAUGGAAUGCAUUUACUGUUCACAACCAACACAUAAAUUGAAGAUGAAAAUAAUAACACGAUCAUCCAAGAUGGACCAAACAGUCAAAAAUUUAAUCUCCAAUUGUAGCUUAGCUGUGAAUUGCUGCAACCAAAGUACUGACCAUUUACUGCAUCAUGAAAGAAGGGAUGGAAGGAAGGAAAGGGAUAGUGUAUCUAUCAUUUAGUCUCAUUAUAAACACAAAAGUGUAAGAGAGACUGGUCAGUGGUUAACAGGAACCCACUUGGAAACAGUAAAACAGCAAAUUUAAAAAUUAAUAAUGCAUAUUAUGGCUUUGCACUGUACUGUACUUUUAAUUGCUUCCUUCAAAACUGGUAUUUAAUUAGACUGAUUUUUCCCCAGAAUAUCUCCGAUUAAAACAGGUAAAAAUUUAUGGUUAAAAGGAGUUCACAUAUUAUUGUAUAAAUUAUGCUUAGUGUCACUUUGCAGUGCAUGUUACUAAAUGGGGAAUUACUGUACAGUUCAAUAGAAUAUUUUAAAUUACAUUAAUAUGACUGAGCUAUAAGCUAUAAGACAAAGGAGUAAUUCUGCAAAUCCCAAGUUAUGAGCAGUGUUUUGGUUAAGUUUGAGGCCAUUACAAUGAGAAUGAAGUUGCUGUUUGCAUUAAAUGUUAAAUGGUAAAUUCAUAAAAUCAGUGAAAUAAUAAUAAUACUCAAGUUAUGCCAUUGGCACUAUUUAGUAUGUUUAAAAUUCAUCAGGAGGUUACAAGGGUUAAAAGUAUGAGCAAAAUUCGUUGACAUUUAUUGAAAUUUUUUCACACUAUGAUGGCAGAUUUCUAUGUUAGUUGAAGUAGAAACUAUAAUCUGAGUUGGAAUUGCAUUAAUAGUUAAAAUAUAAUUACAGUAUAAAACUACUGUAGUUACAAUUGUAGUGAUAAAAGUUCAGGGAAGGAACUGAAUUAUUAGCAAUGGUUUGAGUGCUGCAUUAUAUACUCUCCCCAGGUUAGAUACAUAGGUUAGACAGUAUUCUUUAUAGCACUAUUUUUUUUUUUUUGUAUAUUUACUGAGUAUUGUACGAGCUUCAUCUGCUGCUAGUAUUCUGUUAAGUAUUUUGACCCCAUUAUUGUACAGUAUCUGAGUUGAUGUGUGGAUUAGUAGUUGUGUGUAGGUCAUGGCUGGAGAUAGACAUCAUGCAGUUAUAGGGUAUACAUGGUAAAUAUUUACACAUAGUAGUCUGGAUAAAAAAAAAAUUAAACUGUUAAAACUUAGUGACCUAAAUGAUAACUGGCUAAAUGAUAACUGGCAUUUUCACUGUAUCAGGUUAGUAAACUUUUACACACCAUUUUCAAGGCAGUUUACUAAAGUUUAUAUUGGAUGUGGCAGCUAAUUACUUUUCUUGAUGCCAAACACCUAGAGAAAUAAGUAAUAGUUAGAUAUGGGAAGAGGAGAGGAGAGAGUGUGUGUAUGUGUAACCCCUGGGUGGUGAAUAGUAUAAUACAUACAGGUACAACAUCGAUUUUCUGGACCUUUAUUUCCAAAGCCUUUCCAGAUUACUGAUUUUUCCACCUUUAGGGAGUGCAGUAUUCUUUGGUCUUGGGGCUGGAUAAGUGAUGUACAGUUUGGUGGUAAAUACACUGCCAUGGGAAUUUAGAGUCCCUGCUCGUAAAUUUGUGUGGCUCUGGACCAUCAGUGUCUGGAAAAUCAAUGUUCUACCUGUAGUUUAGUACUUUUUGUCAAUGUUUAAAAUUCAGUACAUUAUAGGAUUAUUGAUAUUUUUAUUAUAUAUACAGUACUUGUUACAUAUAUAACAGAAAAUAAAUGUACAUUGAUUUUAGUGGUAACAAAUCUAAUUACCUCUCUUAAAUUAUGUAAAAAAUAAGUAUUGCAAAUAUUUUUAUAUUGCAAAACAAGUGCUAAAAUUAAAAAAAAAAAAUGUGUUUGAUAUGUAUUAGAAAAUAAGAAAAAUGUUAUAAUCCGUAGUUUUAUAUUUAUAUUACAGUGUAUGUAUAACUCUUGCCAAGAGUAUUGCACAUGGUCAUGUAUCUUAAUUUUUUAAAUUUACUAGCUAUUUCCCAUUAAGGCAGAGUGAUCUAAAGAAGAAAAUUUAAUAAUUUCUUUCACUGUCUGCAGGAAAAACAACUUCUGGGUAUUAAUUAUGGGGAAAAGAGUAACCAGCCUCUGGGUAUUAAUUGCAGGAAAAGGAACAACCUACCUCAUUGCCCCUGCCCUUAAGUUGCCUUCUACAACACACAUGACUUGCAGUGAAAAUUCUAACUUGCUUCUCUACAAGAUUUUCUUGUUUGUCUUCUGUAAUGCUUGUACAUUGUAUUUACUGCAAUAUUUUAAGAAUCAUCAGAUGUGUUCAAAUAAAAAUUCACAAGAUCUGGGUGAAGAUGAGAAUUAUUGUACCUGCUGAUCUUCAUAUAGUUAAAUAUUUUAAAAUUUAUUGCUUAUUAAAAUUUAGUGCUUAUUAAAGGUGAAGAGAAAUAAUAGGAGACUUACAUAGAUGAGUUCAGUGAUUCGUAGUUAAGAAUUUUUAAUUUAGUAUUACUGCUGCUUUAAAGCUGAAAAUAUGUGGAGUGACAGUUGUAAUGAGGGGGGAAUGUAUUCCAUUUGGACUGAAAUAUUCAUAGAAUACUCUAAUAUAUAAAGGCUAAGGCUCAAGAUAUGUAAAUACUCGCAAAUUUCAUUUUCUGGAGUUACAUUAUAUUUGUUGAGAUUAUAGAUAUACUUAACUAUUAAAGGGUAUUUUGUCUUAUUUUUAUAUAUGGAUCAUUCUCCAUUACCAUUACAGUGCUGUAAUUACUUUUCAGGUUGCUUCUUCAUAUAAUUCUCAGUUCAUGUAUUUUAUCUUCGGUUCCCUCAGGUAGGUUGCUUGAUGCUGGUGAGGGGCUCCUGAUUUAAGGAAUUAAGCCUGUGCUCCAAUUCCUUCAAUAGUCUGAAUACUUUCCAUUUUUCCAGGCGCUGCAUAACCCUUAUGAGUUAGGGCUCCCUUGUGAAUGUAAUAAUAUCUUCAGUGAAUGUAAUAAUAUCUUCAGUUAUUUAAUGAGAAUAUUGGAUAAUAAGUGAUCACCAUAGUGAGAACUAUGGUAGAUAAAGGUAUUUACCCAUUUCAUUAUCUGUAGGUAGUUACAGGAGCAGAUUCGAAUUUGUGUUGCCCUCUAUUCGGAAUUCAGUUACUCGUGCAUGAUUUUCAAGUUUCCAGUCACUAAGGCACAUUAUUAUAUAUACAGAAGAAUUUUUUUAGCAACCUUUCUGCAUUGUUUUUGUUUAGUUUACAAUUAUGGCCCCAUGUUCUUCCUGUUAAUGGUGCCAAAGACUACAUGUUUUUUUGCAUCUUUUAUAUACUGUUACUUGUCUUGCCUAGAAAAGAGAAAUUUGAGCUAGUUCAGAGCAAAUACAAUUUAAUUGCAUCAUGUACUUGGGAAAUAUUCAAGGUUCCUCUGUACUGUGCGGUACUGUGGUUUGAAGGUAUCUGUAAAAGAUUUAUUAAGCAGAUUUGUAAACCACUUAAGAAAGAACUAGAGUUUAAAUGCAGACUGUCCAGAGAUAAUAGGGCAUCUGUAGAAAGAAUCCAGUAGACAGGUAAUAAUGUCAAAAGUUAAAUAGUUAAGGUUGUAUUGUCACACUGUACAAUAUUGUAUGUACUGUACUUGAAUUCUUAAAUUAUGCUUCCAUGAAAAAAUAGUAAAAACUGUACUGAUAGCAUGUGUUUAUCUGAUCAUUCAUUCAUCACGUUUUCAUAUCCUCCAAAACAUUUGAAUCACUAAAGAUGAAUGAGCAUUGCUGCCCAGCAUGUGCAUCAUCACUAGAUGCAUUAUGAACAAUAUCCACAUACUUGUAUGAUACAUGUAUAGAAGCUCAAGGUUGCCAAUAAAAGUGAUCAGUCUGUUGGGACUUGUAAGUACUGCUUAUUAUUUUUUUUCCGUUUAAGAUACAGUACAGUAUUGUUUAAUUUUGUAAAAAUUGCAUGUUAAUUUAAGUUUAGAAAUUCAGAAAAUAAACCCCCAGUCUGAAACUGUAAUAUUUUUGAAGGAAUUGAAAUGCAUAAUUACUCUUUUUAUCACUUAACUGGAGUGAGUGAGUGUUGUGCGAGGCAUUGAGCAUGCAUGUGCAUGCACACA
Cherax quadricarinatus is the source of this 7237-nucleotide messenger RNA. Its product is annotated as IQ domain-containing protein E-like. Gene Ontology annotation, cellular component: Golgi apparatus. The record is from RefSeq and is a predicted model, not a curated record. NCBI's taxonomy places the organism in Eukaryota, Metazoa, Arthropoda, Malacostraca, Decapoda, Parastacidae.